Messenger RNA from Heterobasidion irregulare TC 32-1, 1248 nucleotides. RefSeq lists its product as uncharacterized. The transcript has 6 exons. Lineage: Eukaryota; Fungi; Basidiomycota; Agaricomycetes; Russulales; Bondarzewiaceae. Gene Ontology annotation, biological process: ribosomal large subunit biogenesis. Gene Ontology annotation, cellular component: nucleolus; preribosome, large subunit precursor. Gene Ontology annotation, molecular function: protein binding. The coding region runs from base 1 to 1248 and encodes 415 amino acids. The record is from RefSeq and is a predicted model, not a curated record.
AUGGCUCGUUUUCUGACUGGCGAUGAGUUGGGCAACAUAAAAUCUCUCACAUACACCUCCGUCGAUGGACACAAAACGGAUGUUCAGACUUUGUAUGAUGGAAGCGGGUCCGGUAAAAACAAGUCGAUCCAGGCGCUCGCCGUCGCAUCUUCGGUAUCUGAACGAGGGAGAGUGGUAGCAGCAGCGCACGCUGAUGGAUCAGCGACCGUCUUCAACUUGAAAGAUAGCAGUAUUGAAUUACUGCAUGAGUGGAAAGAAACCCGCUUACGGGCUGGUCAAAACUAUGUCGGCUUGGACAUCUUCCAACAAGGGAUUUACUCCUGCACCUCGAACGGUGCCCUCCGCCGGACAGUUAAUAUCGAGGAUGAAUCUCUGACAUCCCAAACCGCCGUACUACCCAUGCGAUUGUCCGAUUGGCGUUUAUCUUCGGACGGAAGUACAUUCGCAUACGUGGGGGAUGAGGUUGAGUUGUCGGUUUGUGACGUCGAGCAGAUAUUUGCCUCCAAAACUCCUCCAGGGGCGACAGCUAGUGUCAAUGGGCAAAAACGAAAACGACGGGAUGGCCUCUUACCCGGCGAAAUCUGGCGGGCAAGAAAUGUGGCCAAUGACUCGCUCAGCCUUCGCCAACCCGUACACAAUAAUUGCUUGACGUACAUAAUGCCAUCGCUGUCCGCCUCUCAGCAUCAUCUACUUGUUGGCACGCAGUUUGGCAAUGUUCGCCGGUAUGAUACGCGGAGCUCUCGACGCCCAGUUGCAGACUGGCAAAAAGUGGCGAAGACUGGAGGCAUCAAGGCUGUAGAAAAGGGCUUUCAUGAACACGAAGCACUCGUUACAGACCAAGGCUCCAGCGUAUUUUCGCUGGACUUACGGAACGGGCGGGUUGCGUAUGGCUACAAAGGCUUAUCUGGCACGGCAACUUCCCUGGCUCCUUCGCCCACUGUGCUUGCAUCGGUCGCCCUUGACCGGUAUGCUCGUAUACACAGCACAUUCCCCCCCGCAGAACCCGGUCAACAGCAAGAGCACAAAGGCGGUGUUCUGGACACAGUAUUCAUGAAGAGUACUCCGACAGUUGUAGUAUGGGACCGAGACAGUAGCAAUAUGGAGACAAACACCUUGGACGAGUCGGGCGGCGACGGCGAGGCGGAAGACGAUGUGUGGGAUGAUAUGGAGAGCGUGCAAGACGAAGGCAGCGAUGUUGAAGUUGACCGGUCAAAACGGAGAGAACUGAAAAAGGCGCGGUCAAAGUAG